AGGAAAAGAAAAAAAAAUAAGGCCAAAACAUGCAACACCGGGUAUUCGCUAAUGGUCACCCACUUAACUACUAAUCCGGCGGUUAGUGGCUUAUUUAGGGGAGAGCAGACGGGAUCCCAAGUUUUCCACUACCUAUGGUCGCAUGUACUAGCAUUUGCAUGUUCACACAUUAUAAAGGGAGGACGGUUAUUGCAAUUAACAUUUUCUUGGUGA
Messenger RNA from Cryphonectria parasitica EP155, 213 nucleotides. RefSeq lists its product as uncharacterized. The annotation marks the transcript as partial. The transcript has a single exon. The record is from RefSeq and is a predicted model, not a curated record. NCBI's taxonomy places the organism in Eukaryota, Fungi, Ascomycota, Sordariomycetes, Diaporthales, Cryphonectriaceae.